GCCACAGCUACAAUGGAAGUCUCCAUCGAUUCUCAGAUACUAGACGAGCUGAACACAAAGGAGAGCAGAGAGCUACAUGAAACUAUUAACAGUCUGCGAGCAUAUGGCGUCGACAGAAUCGUCAAUCUACCGCAGAUCAUCGUCGUCGGCGAUCAAUCUUCUGGCAAGUCAUCUGUCCUUGAGGCACUUUGCCAUGUCCGCUUCCCCGUCAAGGAUGGCCUCUGUACGCGGUUUGCCACGGAGUUGGUUCUUCAACCAGCUGCGGCGACGAAUGUAAAGGCUACUGUCCGAUAUUUCGACCAAACUAAAGCACCUCUAGUCAUCGACACCUCUGGGUUCGACGAGAACGACCUGCCAAAGAUUAUAGAGGAGGCCAAGAAACACAUGGGCGUCGCCAUUACAGACAAGGGAUUCACGCGAGAUGUUCUCCGCCUCGAGAUUCAAGGUCCUAAAAUGUACCCCUUGACAGUGAUUGACCUACCCGGAUUUUUCUACGUCGACACUGAGACGCAAUCUCUGGCUGGAAAGAGUGUUGUCGAUCAGCUUGUUCUGGAUUAUAUGUCAAAGAAGGAGAGCAUCAUUCUCAAUGUCAUUGCGGGCAAUCAGCCACUAGCAAACCAAGACGCCCUUUCCAAAGUGAAGGCUAUCGAUCCAUCACGCGACAGGACAAUUGGCGUCAUCACCAAGCCCGACUUGAUGGUGGCGAGAUCUGAAUCAGAGGCUGAGUACGCGAAGCUCGUUACGGAGAACGAAGGCGCCAACAAGUUGCGUCUAGGGUGGCAUGUACUACGCAAUAGUGCCGACGUGAAGGCUGAUCUUGAUGAUCGCCACGCUGCUGAGCUAGAUUUCUUCAAAACCGGGGUCUGGGAAACGGUUCCCCAAUCCAGCCUUGGCAUUUCCAAUCUCAGGAAGAAGCUUAGCAGAGUUCUGCAUGACCAUAUCAGGAAGAGUCUCCCCGAGGUUAUUAUCAACAUCGAGAAGAACCUCAAGGAAAGGCGAACUGAACUAGGUAAAUUGGGGCCACCUAGAUCAGACACUGAUGAGAGGCGGUCAUUUUUGAUCAACAUCGCUAGCCAGUUCCAGUCUCUUGCUAAGGAUGGUGUUGAUGGUCGAUAUGAUGACCCGUUCUUUGGUGACCUGAAGCAGGAGAACCAUAAAUUCAGGGCUCAGUUGCGAAACUUCAACCGCGCUUUUCAGCAUAUACUCUGGACCAAAGGUUCAUCGAAACUGAUUCAUGCCGAUGGCCAACCUAUGAGAUCAACAGAGGAACCUCCUGAGCACCUCCGGAGGUUCUUGCAGACGUAUCCUUAUGAUUUCCCCGACCCAAUCGCCACGACAGAGUCAGCUGUCCACCUUGAUCUGCAACGACAGGCUUCUAUCAAUCAAGGCAAAGAGUUUCCCGGGCACUCGAACAAAGACCUGGCAAUUAAAUUAUUCCAAGAGCAAGCCAAACCUUGGGAUGAGAUAUCUCGCUUCCAUGUCAAGCAAGUUACCUUUGUUGCAAAGGCUUUCGUUGACGCUAUAUUUGAGCACAUCUUGGGAUCUGUAGACACGAAUAGGACGACAGAGGCUAUCCUAUCGACCUGUGUGGAUCCAUGGUUCUCUGACCAGGAGAAGAUCUUGCAGGAAAAACUGGACGAGUUGCUUCAGCCCUAUAACGACGGCUACACUGUUGCUCUGGAUGCUGAGUUUCACGCUGCUCUCUCCAAGAAAUCCAAAGGCAAAAUCGCCGAUCGUGUGUACAAAGUUCUGGAGCAGAGACAAGUGCUCGGCAACUUAAUUCUAGACAAAGUGGCAAUCACAAAUGCGAUCUUGGAAGAUACACAGCUGGAUGGUGGAGAAUUUGGCACACAAACCGCCGUUGACAUGAUGCUCGCAUACUACGAGUCUGCACGUGGUACAUUUGCCGUGAAUGUCAUCAAUCUGGCCAUAGAACGAUGUCUUAUAUCUGGCAUUCCCAAGAUCUUCACUGCAACUCAAGUCUCACAGAUGCCGAAAGAACGGCUCGAUGAGUUGGCUGCAGAAACGGACGAUAUCAAAAAUCGAAGAGAGGUUCUCGACUCCGAUAUCAAGGUGCUAGAAAGCGCCUUCUCUCUAUGCCAGCGAUAUCGACCCAGAGCUAUGACGAGUAAAAAUAGCGCUUCUAUCAACGCCACCCGCUACAUCAUUAGCUUCUCGAUUGAAGUCCUCGCAUCCUGCGAAGGCGAAGGAAAGCGUCAUUAA
Clonostachys rhizophaga is the source of this 2223-nucleotide messenger RNA. The record is from the annotation of a GenBank genome assembly. NCBI's taxonomy places the organism in Eukaryota, Fungi, Ascomycota, Sordariomycetes, Hypocreales, Bionectriaceae.